AUGGACGUCCUUACACUUCUGCAGUCUCCACAAAGCUACCUGUGGGCGGUACUGUUGGGUGUCACCCUCCAUUUGACACUGUUACGUUAUGGCGAAUGGGACUCAUCUGCACCGUCUUUGAUCUCGGCUUUUUUCACCACGCAGUUGCUUCUCCUUGGGUUCUUGACUGCAUAUACGCCAUCAUGGACAGCAGUCCUCCUUGCAGUGCUCCAUGUGUCGGCGCUAGGCAUGUCCAAAUUACAUCUUUAUGAAGAGGUCCAAGCCUUGCACAGACAGUAUGGAGAUUUUGUGAGACUUGGACCCAUGGAGUUGUCUAUUGCAGAUCCUCGGGCGAUUCAAGCAGUAAACUCGGCGCAGACUCCCUGCACGAAGGGACCUUGGUAUAAUGGAAUGCGACCACGGGUGGCUCUGCAGAACAGCCGAGACAAGCAGGAGCAUUCUCACAGGAGGAAAGUUUGGGAUCGAGGCUUUGGUGCCAAAAGUCUUCGCGAUUAUGAACCCCGGGUCGUCUCAUACACCACGGGACUGAUGAAUGCUAUCGAGUCGCAAAAGGGCACACCAUUAAAUGUCACUGACUGGUUCAACUUUUACAGCUUUGAUGUUAUGGGCGACCUAGCAUUUGGAAAAUCUUUCGAUAUGGUUAAGAAUGGCGUCAAGCACUACUUUAUGAACUCUCUCAAGACAAAUAUGACCAUGGCUGGCUACUUUAAACACGUUGUAUGGGUCGCUCCAAUCUUCAGGUCCAUACCGAUCCUUAAUUUCGAGCAUAAGAGAUUCUGGAACUUCGUCAAUAGUCAAGUGGACGAGAGGAUGAAGAUGAAGCCUGACAAGCCGGAUGUAUUCUCUUAUCUGCUUGAGGAAUAUGAAAAGCAAGACCCGAAGACGGCCCAGAGCCUGCUGAAUCUUCAGGCAGAUGCCUAUUUGAUUGUCGUUGCUGGGAGCGAUACCACCGCCGCAACUCUGACGACGCUCUUCUUUCAUCUGUCAACAGAACCCCAUUUAUUGACUAAGCUCCGGGAGCACGUGGAUCCGCUAUUUGAGUCCAACGAGGUUGAUGCUGGAGCACUCUCGAGGAGCAAGCACUUGGAUGCUUUCAUCAAUGAGACAUUACGUCUUCAUCCUCCCGUACCUUCAGGAGUCCAGCGAUUGACACCUCCCGAAGGGAUGAUGAUUGGGGACACCUUUGUGCCCGGGAACACGAUUGUAUAUGUCCCCCUAUACACUGUGUUCAGAGACGAACGAAAUUUCAAAAGACCAGAGGAAUUCCUCCCUGAAAGAUGGACCACAAACCCCGAAUUGACCGUGGAUGCCUCUGUUUUUGUUCCCUUUUCGUCAGUCAUGGUUGCCGCACAGUUCGAACUCUCGCCAAAGUGGCUCUCAAAGGCCCUGGGCUUCGACGUGGUCGGGGCCAGGCCUGUCCGGAUCGGAACUGGCCAGAUCGGCGAGGUAUAUCGCAUCGAGCUCGAGUAUGGCGUAAAGACACGAGCAGGACCGGCUUCGGUGGUGGCGAAAAUGGCAUCCCUCGACGCGGACUGCAAGGCUUUCGGGCUCAGUUCUGGUCUGUACCAGCGAGAAGUCCGGUUCUACCAAGAGGUGGCCCCGCUGAUGACGACGGGGCCCAUCCCGACUGUUUAUCGGGUAGAAAGGGACGAAGAGUCCGGGGAGUUUGUCAUCCUGAUGAGUGACAAUGCUGGGAGAGUGGGCAGCGACAUCAGCGGAGCAACGCUUGAGGAGGCCAGCUUGGCCAUGUCGGAGCUGGGAAGACUCCACGGGUUGAUCUUGAACCAUGUGUCUGUGGAGAAGCACGGCUGGAUGAGGAGGACAAGACCAUGGGCGCCGACCGAGAAUAUGGUCGAGUAUUGGAAACGGUUUAAGGAGCGAUACGGAGAUCGCAUCAAGCCAGAACACCGCGAAAUCGGCCAGAAAUUCAUCGACAGCUUCGAGGUGUACCAUGCCGGCCUGGAUGCCUCUUCCGCCCCAAGGGGGCUCGUCCAUGGAGACUACCGACUCGACAAUAUCCUGUUCGGAGACAGCGGAGGCAUGCCGUUGACCCUGGUGGACUGGCAGACGUGCUAUUGGGGACCUAUCCUUCACGACCCAUCGUACUUCUUAGGCCUAGCCGUAACGCCCGAGUUUCGCCGUGAGCACGGAGAGGGGCUGUUGAAGAUAUAUCAUGAGGCGCUCUCUGCAAGUUCCCCGUACCCGAUCAGUAUCCAUGAAUGCAAGGCGGGGGUCCGGAUGCACAGCUUUACAGGAAUGCGUCAAGCCAUCACGGCGGCCAGUCUGGUUGAGAGGACAACUCGAGGAGACGAUCUGUUCCUGACCAUGUUCGAACGGAGCUGUGAACACGUCGUCGAUACAAAGGCGCUUGAGGUGCUGCCACCACCGGUUCCUGUCCCCCAUCUAGAGCCGAAAGAGUUGGACGAAGAGAUGCAUCCGUUCAGUGACCAUCCCCUUCACAACGAGAGCUGGUAUUUCGACGUGGUUGACAUAGACCAGCAAGUCGGAGUGUGGGUGAGACUCGGGGUCAUUCCAAACCAAAGCGGCUCGUGGUACCACGCGUUGAUCUGUGGGCCUCACAUACCCACAGUAGGAGUCAUCGACUUCGAAGCACCGCAUCCAGCAAAGGACCUGGUUGUUCAUGGUGGAGAAUACACGGCCACCCAUGAAGCCGAAGUGCCUCUCCUAAAAUAUCGCACCACUGUGAAGGGGAAAGGAGUGGCAUUCGACGACCCGGCGGCAAUCUUGCAGGGUGGCGCCGGGCGACCCGUUGAUGUCCAGAUGGAUCUCCUCUUCGAAACCGACGGACAGCCAUAUCAGUGGCGCCGAGCCACCAGAUAUGAGAUCCCCUGCAAGGUCACUGGCACGUUCUCGUGGGACGACCAUUCAUUCACCUUCACCAAGGCUAGAGGCCAGCGGGACCAUUCCUGGGGUCCUCGAGACUGGUGGGCCGCCGACUGGGUGUGGACUGCAUUCCACCUUGACGACGGUACUCACAGCCACCUCGUGCAUGCCAAAGCUCGAGGAGGAGACUAUCCCCACCUUGGUGUAGGGUAUGUCCAGAAAGAAGGAGAGCCCCUGGUCGAAAUGAAUGAUGUCAAAGCAGCAGCUGAGAUGGCAGCCAACGGCUUGGGCGUGUCAACGACCAUCACAAUGGCUCCUCUGCCACUCACCUUCUAUGUGAAACCUGUCGGACAUGCUCCUCUCUGUCUCAUGGCGAAAGACGGGCGAGUUGCCAAAUUUCCACGCUCUUGGGCUACAAUCACCACUAACGAUGGUCGUAAAGGUGUUGGUUGGCUGGAGUGGAACAUCAACGAGUGA
Fonsecaea monophora is the source of this 3321-nucleotide messenger RNA. RefSeq lists its product as hypothetical. Lineage: Eukaryota; Fungi; Ascomycota; Eurotiomycetes; Chaetothyriales; Herpotrichiellaceae. Gene Ontology annotation, molecular function: monooxygenase activity; oxidoreductase activity, acting on paired donors, with incorporation or reduction of molecular oxygen; iron ion binding. The transcript has 8 exons. Bases 1 to 3321 code for a protein of 1106 amino acids. The record is from RefSeq and is a predicted model, not a curated record.